CAGCUCUUGGUCACCAUCUACGAAACAAUGGACUCGCUCAUACCCUUUACAACGUCCGGCGCGCUGGUGGACUGCGUGGACAGGAAGAUGCUCGUCAUACUCAGAGACGGGCGUAAAUUGCAAGGCGUCUUGAGGUCCUAUGACCAGUUUGCAAAUUUGGUUCUUGAAGACACUGUUGAACGAAUAUAUCACGGGAAUGCUUUCGCAGAGUUUCCGCGCGGGUUGUUCCUCAUACGAGGCGAGAAUGUAGUGUUACUGGGUGAAAUUGACUUGGACAAGGAAGAUGAAAUCCCCCUUCGGCACGUAGACUAUGCCACGCUGGAACCGUAUCAUCAGAACGCCAUCGAGACAAAAAAGCGGAGGGAAGAACACAAAGCGCAGGUUCUGUUCGAGGAGAAGGGGUUUUGCAAAGAAGGAGGGGAAGGCGACGGAUACUAAAUUUUGCCAGUGUCAUCGGCUCGACGUCAUCUCUACAUUACUGAUGACCUCUCUACGUUGUGUGUUUCAUAUUGUACUAUUGACAUUGACUAUCGAGGUUGACUAUACAUGCAAGUAACAAAGCAGACGAUGA
This is a messenger RNA of Guyanagaster necrorhizus, 571 nucleotides long. RefSeq names its product Sm-like ribonucleoprotein. The record is from RefSeq and is a predicted model, not a curated record. Gene Ontology annotation, molecular function: mRNA binding. The transcript has 4 exons. Gene Ontology annotation, cellular component: P-body; Lsm1-7-Pat1 complex. Gene Ontology annotation, biological process: deadenylation-dependent decapping of nuclear-transcribed mRNA. The coding region runs from base 28 to 438 and encodes 136 amino acids. NCBI's taxonomy places the organism in Eukaryota, Fungi, Basidiomycota, Agaricomycetes, Agaricales, Physalacriaceae.